UCACCGCUUCCUCUCCUGGCAUACUAGUCAGGAGGAGGCCCGGGUAGUUAAGAAUGGAUGAAGAAGAGGAGUUCGGGGUGCAGGAGCCUUCCGGAGAUAUGGAGCACGAAAUCAUAGGCGCCCCACACGUGGAGGGAAUGGGAGACCCAGAACUUGAAUUUGAGUACAGUUUGUCUUCUGAGACCGAUGUUCCAUACAGGGAGAGAAAGGAAUGGGCCGAUGUUGUCCCAGUGCCUCAGAAUGAUGGACCAAACCCAGUGGUGCAGAUUGUUUACAGUGAAAAAUUUCGAGAUGUAUAUGAUUACUUCAGAGCUGUACUUCAGCAAGACGAAAAGAGUGAGCGAGCUUUUAAAUUGACUGCUGAUGCUAUUGAGCUUAACGCUGCUAACUACACUGUAUGGCAUUACCGUAGGGUCCUUUUGCAGGCCUUGAAAAAGGAUCUUAGGGAGGAAAUGGAUUAUAUCACAGCAAUCAUUGAGGAGCAGCCAAAGAACUAUCAAGUCUGGCAUCAUAGGCGAGUGCUAGUGGAGCUGCUAAAGGAUCCUUCCGAAGAGCUAGCGUUUAUAGCUGACAUCUUAAAUCAGGAUGCUAAGAAUUAUCAUGCCUGGCAGCACAGACAGUGGGUUAUUCAGGAAUUCAAUUUGUGGGAUGGUGAACUUCAGUAUGUUGACCUCUUGUUGGCAAAAGACCUCCGGAACAAUUCUGCUUGGAACCAAAGACACUUUAUUAUUUCCAAUACAGCUGGAUACAGCGAUCCUAAUAUCCUAGAAAGAGAAGUCCAGUAUGCACUGGAAAUGAUCAAAGUAGCACCUAAUAAUGAAAGUUCCUGGAACUACCUGCGAGGUAUAUUACAAGACCGAGGAAUGUCUGAAUACCCCAACCUGUUGGAACAAAUUCGUGAAUUACAACAAACACAUUGUUCCCCCUAUCUUAUAGCUUUCCUUAUUGAUCUCUAUGAGGACAAGUUAGAAAAAGGAUGUGAAGAUCUUAAUGAUAUCCUAAAUCAGGCACUUGAGCUCUGUGAAAUUCUUGCCAAAGAAAAGGAUACAAUUAGAAAGGAAUACUGGCGAUACAUUGGACGGUCACUAAAACUCAAGUAUGGCACAAACAGAACCGAAGAGGAGCCUUCAAAUGAGGAGAAUGUGCAGCAGGAAAAACACAACUAGUUUUUCACUUCUUUCUUUAACAUAUCAUUUUUAAACUUAAUGUUUAACUUCCUGUACUUGAGGUUUCGAACAGUGAUACGUGAUUUCUGCAGUGGUAAAUAAAACGCAUUCAUUCUAAUCAGAAUUGUCUAAUUACAUGCACACCUGACAAAGUAUUUAGUAGACCACUGCAUUUGUUUCGUUUCACAAACGCAAGCCAAAUAUGGCCACUGGCUGCUGCAUUUUGCUAUUUUUGGCGAUAGAUUUAUUAAUGUGAAAGCGCAACACACAGUGCAAAUUCUGUUGCACAUUCACCUAAAUAAAUCUGGUGCUAAAAAUAGUCAAAUGAUGCUGCCCGCAGCCAUAUUCAGCAUUUGUUUGUGAAACUAAUCAACAAAUGCUUAUGCCUAAUAUAUUUUUUUUUUUUUUGUGAUUCUUGUUACACAACGGAAAAUUGAACAAAACAAUGUUUAAUUUUUUGUUUGUAAAUUCAAAACUGUAUCCAUUUAUCUUGAUGUCAAAUUGUUUUACUACUUGCAGUUUACGUAUCUGAAAUGCUGUUUAUGUUGCACUGAAGCUUUUUUCACUUUUAUAUUGCAUACAAUUAAAUCUGGAAUGAUAAAAUAGUGUGUAUAUGUAUGUAUGUAUGUACAUACAUACUUUCCUGGCAGCUUUUUUCCCCAUAGGGCAUAUGUAAUGCAUUUCUUUACAGAGCUUUAUCAACAAUGAAGUACUUCUCCUGUACUUUGGACAGUAGCAUAUUGACAAAUUAGAAAUUACCGCUUCUUAUGGUGAUUAUACCUGUGUGCAUUCUUAGCACUUUUUGCCGUUUUCAUGUUGAUGAUAUUCGAGAUAUUCUAAAUGUUGAAUGAAAUUGCAUAAAAUUAAGGUUUAUUUUUUAGCACUUAACUAAUUCCAUUUUUGCAUUACUAAAUGUCAUACUGAAAGUAGUGUGACUGUUUAAUUAUUAGAUUUCAAUAACAACCAGGAAUGAGAUGACUAAUAAUUGUGGCAGUAAAAACUCAAUAAUAUUGUAACAGUUUUCUUGCAAUAAAACAUAAAAUGUAAAAAGUA
Bombina bombina (fire-bellied toad) is the source of this 2219-nucleotide messenger RNA. It is a transcript of the gene FNTA, whose product is annotated as farnesyltransferase, CAAX box, alpha. Bases 54 to 1166 code for a protein of 370 amino acids. NCBI's taxonomy places the organism in Eukaryota, Metazoa, Chordata, Amphibia, Anura, Bombinatoridae. Gene Ontology annotation, molecular function: protein farnesyltransferase activity; CAAX-protein geranylgeranyltransferase activity. Gene Ontology annotation, biological process: protein geranylgeranylation; protein farnesylation. The record is from RefSeq and is a predicted model, not a curated record. Gene Ontology annotation, cellular component: protein farnesyltransferase complex; CAAX-protein geranylgeranyltransferase complex; cytoplasm. The transcript is spliced from 9 exons.